AGGAGCCUGUCAGGAGUCAGGCAGGAGCCUCGUUGUGUCUCUGGUUGUGGGGAAGCGCUGAGGAGAUGAAAUGAGGAAAGUCGACCUUUCCUUACUUCGCCUCAUGGCGGGGACGGUUCCCGCCCUUGCCGUGACAGCAGCUUGCCAGGGAGACAUGCGGGGAAGAAGCGGGACAAAGUUCCGCUUAACAGAGGCAGCCGCGCCCAGAAUUUAGCCUUUUAAGAGGGAAGGCGAGCGAGAAGGCAGCACGGUGGGGAAAGGGGAUAGAGAAACGUUUGCUUCCCUCGUGGCACCGCGGGCAACCGGCGGGUGAAGCUGAGGGUUGAGAGAUUAAAGACGGAUAAAAGGAAGUACUGUACUUCAUGCAAAAGCUCAGGGUUAAACUAUGGAACUCUCUCCCACAGGAGGCAGCGAUGGCCAACAACCUAGAUGGCUUUAAAAGAAGAUGAAACAGAUUUAUGGAGGAGAGAGAGCGCGCGCGCUAUGGAUGGCUAUUAUUAGCUCUGCCUCCAUGGAAAUCGCAGGAGGGGAGAGGGCUCCUGAGCUUGAAUCCUGCUAGCUGGUUUCCCAACUGUGGUUGGGCCACAGUGAGAACAGGAGGCUGGACUAGAUGGACCAUCCUUCUGAACCAGCAGACUGUUCUUAUGUUCUUAGCGGUCUCAAUACUGCCAGUACAGUAUGUAGAGUGGAGAUGAUUCUGUCCCAAACCGUAUGCUGUUUGCUGGUUAUUAUCUCUAACUUGUACUUUAUAGAAGGAUGGUCAAUCUGGUCUGUAGCAGCAAGUGCAAUAAAAACUCCUCCCGUGGCACCUUGAAGAUGGAGAAUAAGUUAGCCCACAAAAACUUUCCCUGUAAUAAUGAAUUUUGGCUGCUUUCGCAUAGCAGUUUGUUCCAUUUUCACUAGUUCUCUGUAGCUGUUAAUUUCCACAUUACUGUAUAUCUGAGCUUUCACACUAUGUGAAAGAUGGUUCCAGGACUGCAGUGGAAAAUUGUGCAGAUUUAGCACUUAUUUCCAUAUUUGUAAAUGGAUUUUUUUCCUGGAAGCAAAUAAUGUGGAAAUGAGCACGAAUCUUGCCCUAUUUUCCUCUAUAGUUCCAGAAGUGACUUUUAUGUCAUGUGAAAGCUCACAUGUAAUGUGAAGCUUAAAAGGGAAAAGACAUGAAAAUAGAAUAAACUGCCAUGUGAAUGCAGCCUCAGUCUUUAAGGUGUUACAAGACUUAUUGUUUUUAUAUAAUUUUUAUGUGCACAUGUAAUUCCGUAUAUAUACUAAGUAACUUGGGACACCUGGUUUAACUGUGAAUUCCUUUGUUUCCAGAUUAACCACAGACCUAAGCAGAUGCAAACCACUUAAAGUCUCACCCAGGAAAUAAUUCUCAUUAGAAGGUUGGAGGUUAACUCAUUUAUAAAGAGUUCUUCCACAAAGAGAGAUUGUAAGUUUUGUUUUGUAAAAUGUGACAAAGAUUCUGGUAUCCUGUUUUAAGAAUACUAGACAAAUCUCUCCCAGUGACAUGGGGCAGAACAUUUUUCCAUUUCAUAAGCUCAUUAGUAGUAAUGAAUGGGUGAAAAUUGGCCAGGGGUUUUAUUUUAAGCAUGUAUGUAGCUGUAACAUUUCAGGGAUAAAUGUUUAUCUUAAUAGAUAUACCAAUGGAGUUACACCUUGUUGUGACUUUGUUUCUAUGUCAUGGUCUGCAAAUGUUAUUGCAUUUCCUGAUUCUCCAUAAGACUCUCUUCAUGUGGCCCAUACCAAAACCAGUCAAACUGUUGAUGAAGAAUCUGUAUAUGUGCAUGAACGUAUUUACUGUAUAUGAAAAUCUGACCCUUACUUUUACAUGACCUCAACACUGCACCCUAAGGUGGCUCCUUUUUCUUGAGUGGAUUCUAGUUUGAAUACAACGGAUGCAGCUUUCUUCCAGCUUCCCCUGGUAUGGAUAUGAAGUGAUGGGAAAGCAGUUCCUAUUGUGCAGUUGUGGGCACUUAGUGCAUAUCAGAGAAAAGGGGACCAUUCUAGCAUGAUGUUUGCCCACUCAGACGUUGCUGCUGCCGCCAUGAGUGGGAAGUCACUGCUGCUGAAGGUCAUCCUCCUGGGCGACGGGGGCGUUGGGAAGAGCUCUCUCAUGAACCGCUACGUUACCAACAAGUUUGACUCGCAGGCUUUCCACACCAUCGGCGUGGAGUUCCUCAACCGGGACCUGGAGGUGGACGGGCGCCUGGUGACCCUCCAAAUUUGGGACACGGCUGGGCAGGAGCGCUUCAAGAGCCUGCGGACCCCCUUCUACCGGGGGGCCGACUGCUGCCUGCUGACCUUCAGCGUGGAUGACCAGCGGAGCUUCUACAACCUGGGCCACUGGCAGAAGGAGUUCCUCUGCUAUGCCAACGUGAAGGACCCUGAGCGCUUCCCCUUUGUGGUGCUGGGCAACAAGGUGGACAAGCUGGAGAGGCAGGUGAUGCCCGAAGAGGCCCGGGCCUGGUGCACGGAACACGGCAACUACCCCUACCUGGAGACAAGCGCCAAGGACGACACCAAUGUGGCCGUGGCCUUUGAGGAAGGUGUGCGGCGGGUGUUGGCCGUGGAGGAACAGCUGGAACGCUGCGUGCUGGGCAGUUCCAUCAACCUGCAUGCCAGCAGCAAGGCAGGCUCUUCCUGUUGCUGAACAGCCAAGGGGGUGGGUGGGAAGGGCAUGCCCUGGAAUGGUAAAGGCCUGUGGGGGGUUGGGUGGGGGGCCCUCGGGCUGUAGUCAGAGUAGGGGCAGGGGGCUUAGAUAAGUGUUCAACAUCCCCAUUAACCAGGCAUAUUUUGCGACUGGUGCCGGUCCAAUUGUGACAUUCUGUAGAUCUCUGGAUGCCAGGUUGGCGAUGAACAUCUCCAUCUGGGUGGUCCCUCCAGUUUUCUUAAGUGGGUCAGCAGAAGAGCUUAUUUAUUGCAUAUAUAUCCCACCUUUUUCUCCAAGGAGUCCACAGUUCAGUUAAUCCCUACAAAAACUCCAUGAGGUAAAUGAAGAAGCUGCAACUGACUCCAAGGUCACCUGAGUGGGGAUUUGAACCCAGACGCCCCAGGUCUUAGUCCGACACUAUAACCACUGCACCACACUGGCUUCCUAUAGUACUUCUGCUCUGGGGCAGCUUUAUAAAUUAAGUCAGUAAAUAAAUAAAUAUGGGAAAAGCAGAAUGUCCCUUAGAGAAGGAUCUGAAAUAUUUUCCUGGGAGCUUGAAUUUGUUUUAUUCUGGAUAGUUUUAUUGGAUGUUUUAAUACAUUGUUGAACACCUUGAGAUGUUUUCUUUAAAAUGUAAAGUGGUAUAGAAAUGAUAGUAAUAAUAAUAACAACAACAACAACAACAACAACAACAACAAUAAUAAUAAUUUCAUUUUUUAAAGAAAUGGUGCCUAGACAUUCUGAUAGGCAACCGUAACCUAGAUUUAAGGUGCUGUUUAGCAAUUAUCUUAACUAUCUGAGUUUCUAACACUGUUUGAGACCCAUUGGCUACCUUUACCUGGUUUAGCUGGCCAGUUGAAGCUGUUCCUGGGAUGUGGCCGCUGUCACAUGCUAACAGUUUCUAGGAGCCACAGAUGAGAGCUGAGUGCAGAGUGAGGACCCAAGGUAAACCUAUACAGUGGUACCUCUACUUACGAAUUUAAUGCGUUCCGAACGCACAUUCGUAAGUAGAAAAAAAUUGUAAGUCGAAUACCAUAGGAAUGCAUUGGGAGAAAAAAUUCGUAAGUCGAAGCAACCCUAUCUAAAAAUUCGUAAGUAGAAAAAAUCCUAUCUAAACCGCAUCCAAGAUGGCGGACGGAGCUCCGUUCGUAAGUAGAAACAUUCGUAAGUAGAGUUAUUCGUAAGUAGAGAUACCACUGUACAUAGUGCCCCACCUAUAAUUACCCUGUCUAUCAUCUAGGAAGGAAAUGGAGGCAAGGAAGGACAACAAGAAGGGCUGCUCUACUCCGACUGUCUCCUCUGCCACCCUCCCCCCUGGGCAGGCAGACACUACUUGUAUAUGCUGUAUUGGAGGGAGGGAGGGCGAUAGGUAGGGACAAUUGGAUUGCCCCCUCUCCUCCCUGCUCCAGUUGGACCACCCCCUCUCCUCCACAGGGCCAAUAGAGACCAUAUUCCCUGUGGGAGUGACAGGGAGAGUGGGGGAAGCCGGGAUAAAAUCAGGGCCUGCUCCAUUUGGACUGUGCCGCCCACCACCACUAAAAGAUGCAAUUGGAGUCAGCCUGUGGCAUUUCUGUUCAGGGCCCAAAUUUAUAAAAGAUAAAAAACAGUAGUCUAUUCCAAUAGCCAUCAUUGGUGAUAAUGCCAGUUUUCUAGCUACAUAAUCCUAAUUUGAUAUGCCAAUUUAAUGCCCAUAGUAGCAUGCUGCUUAAUUCAGACUUAAUCAGAACUGUGGGUUUUAUUCAUCCACAGUUCUGAUUAAGUCCAAAUUUAAUAGAUGGGAAUCAGAUUUGCUGAUUAAUUCUAGUUCACCCAGUUGAGAUUCCUACUGCCUUUUUAUGGCUGAAGUAAGGUGACUUCGAGUCAGAAACAGAGUUGCUGAAAAGCUGAACAUUCUCCCACUGGCUUCUGAAUGCUGCUCUUGUUGGUUCUUAUCAAUGCAAGCUUAUGACACAAUGCACACAUAGGUUAGUUUUUAAGGUGCUAUAACAUACCAACAUGGCUGCCUUUCUAGAAAGUGUCAUUUCUGAGGAUUGUGAUAGAAAGAAAUAUUUUAUUUUAUUUAUUUUUAAUAUAUUUUUAAUAGAUAGAUAUGUAUGUGUAUUUGUCCUUUGUGAACCCUAACUCAACACAAGGCUCUCUGCUGGGCAAGAAAGCAUGGGGUCUCACAUAUGUGGGAGGAAUUAGGAGAGUCAAGUGUUUCUCUAAUGUGCACAGUGCUCAAAAUGGGGAGUGUCAUUCGUCCUGCAGUGAAUAUGUCAGAAAGGCAGAGUCACCUAGGGGAAACUGGGCAAAGCAGAACUCAGACGAUUGAAAUGAGACCAACUCUGCUCUGCAAAGAUGUCUGCAAACAUGACACGAAGGCUGGAUCAUCAAUCCUGCCAUGUGGGAAUCUCUUACAGACCACAGUGCCUGGAGACAGGCAAACAGGUCGUGCAUCCACAGCAGUGACCAGAAAAGGAGUGACCACUGGGACGAGCACAAAAAGAAGAAACGCCAUGAUGCAUUUGCAGCAGCACAACCUGAUGACUUCACCUUCCUCAACUGCAACAAAACAUCUCAUAUCAGCCUCUCUACAGCCACAGCAGGUGCUGUAACUCUCGAACGUUUGACUUCAUCCCCAAAGGUAUACUCCGUUGUCUCAUGAGACAGAAGGUGGUCAGCCUCCAUUGCCUCAUGAGGCAGAUGGAGGUUUAGGUCACCAAUAGCAAGUCAGGAUGGGUGAGAGGUUCAGGGUAAAUCAACUCUGCUGCACCCUGGGCCGUUCCCAUUUGUCCUGCUGUGUCCCCUCCACACACAGCCUCUCCUGCUGCAAUUAGGCUUGGGGGGGGGGGAAAGCUUUCUAUUUUAGAUAAUUCCUGGGUGGGGUGCUGUUUCAAGGGGGACCUUUUUUGAGGGCAUGUCUGGAUAAUGAAGGCUUAACUCCACUGGCCAUUUGGAGCUGGGGUUGAUGGUAAUUGGUGUGCAACAACCUCUGGAGGGAACCACGUUGGCUCUGUGUUUUAACUAAUGGAUUCUCUGCAGGGCUGCCUUUACAUGAUCUUUUUCAAACUUCACUUGGUUCAAAACACAGCAGCCCAGUUGCUACCUGGGACUUUAUUGGUGACAGUUCCCCCUCCCCACUACUCUGUAAGGCUAAAAUAUAUGAAAAGCAGUUGUGUGUGUGUGUGUGUGUGUGUGUGUGCCAGCCUAGUGACUGAGAUGUGCAUCAGAAGCCAUUCUUUAGGUGCUGCCAUAGGCAAUGGCAUACCUAGGGGUUGGCCAAGUUGGCCUCCAUUAGGAGCACGCAGUCUGGUGUGGGUGGGUGUAAAACUCGCGCCUCUCCAUGCAUGCUUCCCAGGCCACUCUUCCACUGCUCUGGGUGCCUGGGCAAGGUGUGCAGGCUCCUCUGGGUGCCUGGGUCAUAGCUGCCAAGUUUUCCCUUUUCUCGCGAGGAAGCCUAUUCAGCAUAAGGGAAAAUCCCUUUUAAAAAGGGAUAACUUGGCAGCUAUGGCCUGGGUGGAGGAAUCUGGUCAUGCAAGUCAUGUGGGGCACCAAUACUGGUGCCUGCCAAUUGCCCAAGGGGGCCUAGGUAUACUUCUGGCCAAAGGGUUGACUGGUGGCAACUAGAAAGAAGGUCUUGUCUUUCAUUGGGAGUUUUAGAACUCCCACCCAAGGAAUGUAAUUAAUUUAUUUAAUUGGAUUCUUUAUCCCAUCUUUUUCUCUUGACAAGCUCAAGGUAGCGUACAUGGUUCUCCCCCUUAUUUAAUCCCCACAACAACCCUGUGAGGCAGGUUAGGCUGAGAGGCAGCAACUGGCUCAAGGUCACCCAGUGAGUUUAAUGGCUAAGAAGGGAGUCAAACCCUUCCCAGGUCCCCAUCCAGUACUUUAACCACUAAACCACCUUACCAUUAUUCUCUUUUGGACUCUGGGCAAAAGUCAGUUUGGUUUGCCCAAGCUAUCAACACUGCUUACUAUUUAUUUGCUGGAGGGUAUUUUAUUGGUGUGAACUACUGCUUGCUUGUAUUCCCUUCUGUUUGAAAUGUUCUGGAUACAGUGGAAAGAAAGAUAUAAUCCUUACUAAAUUAAAUUAAAACCUCUAAAUAAAAUGCUAUCUGUAACACUGUUCCUGCAUCUAUGUGGACAUGCCUGUUUCCAGGCUUUAGUUUAGUUUAAAUGGUGCAGAUUGUACUGUAUAAUCCAAUUGGGUUUACAAAGUAACAUUCUCUCAGAUUAAAAGCAGUACCAGCACUCUGUUCUGCUACUGACUAAUUUCCCAGCACCUGGAUUUCCAUAAAGUCUAGCAUCAUCGACUACGGACUUAAAAUGUAUAGGAGGUACAGUAUUUCCUUAUCUUGAAUCCCAUUUAAUGAGAGAGCAGAAGCUUAGAAUGAGAGCAAUCUCCACAACAAAUGGAAAUCAUAUGUGAUCUUAGACAUUUUUAAAAAGAUUUCUGAUAAAUUAUAGAAAUUCCUCAGUCUUCCCAUAAAACAGGGCCAGAGAGCUAAGAGCACAUGUUGGGGCUUUCUGAGCACGAGCUAGUCUUAUACUACCAGACUCAGUCCUGAUGCUUUCAGAGUUGAACUAUUUUUACUACCAUUUCUGUAAAAGGUAAAGGUAAAGGGACCCCUGACCAUUAGGUCCAGUCGUGACCGACUCUGGGGUUGCGCGCUCAUCUCGCAUUAUUGGCCGAGGGAGCCGGCGUACAGCUUCCAGGUCAUGUGGCCAGAAUGACAAAGCCGCUUCUGGCAAACCAGAGCAGCACAUGGAAACGCCAUUUCUGUACAUGGAAGUAAACCACAUUUAAUUUGAGGCUACUGCAGCAAGUUACUGAAAAACCAUUCUGGAAGGCCCAGCAUAUCCAGCUCUGACUUAUUGAUAAGAGCUCACCUCACAACGCAACAGGUACAUGUAAUUUACGAAAGUGUUGUAGCAAACUUAAGCAUUACAUAAGAACGUGGGAAGAGCCUCAUGGAUCAGGCCAAUAGCUCAUCUAGUCGGCAUCCUAUUCUCACAGUGGCCAACCAGAUGCCCGUGAGAAACCGGUAAGCAGGAUUGGAGCACAGGACCACAGAUACUAAGAAGCACAAAGUUUUACUUUCAGUGAAGAUGGUGAUGCCGCACCUGGGGGAUUUCUGCCUGUCCUGCUGUUUUUAAAGGUAUGGAACCUCUGUUCAUAAAAGAGCAACCUCAGAUUCAGCUUUGGCAUUCAAAAGCAUAUUUAUCACACGGAAAACUUUCUGUUACAGGGUGGUUUAAUAGUAGUGACUAAUAAUGUAAACUGUACUUGUUUUAAUUGCAAUGUUUUUAUAACCCGCCCUGGGACCCUUUGGUAAAUGAUAAGCUAGAAGUAUAAAAUUUAAAAAUACGUGUUAUCUCUGUCACUAACUUUAGCUGAAGGACAAGUUCUCAAUAUUGGAUUUGCUAAACGUUUGCUAAACCCAUUCCAUACAGGGAUUGUAACGUUUUAUAUUGCCCCAAUUGCAUAGAAAGUCCCUAAUAUCACUACUAGUUCCUAAGAAUGUGGGGUGCUAGCAUAAAAAUUCUGCAUACAGUUAGGAUGUUAUACAUGUUGUUGUUGUUUAGUCGUUUAGUCGUGUCCGACUCUUCGUGACCCCAUGGACCAGAGCACGCCAGGCACUCCUGUCUUCCACUGCCUCCCGCAGUUUGGUCAAACUCAUGUUCGUAGCUUCGAGAACACUGUCCAACCAUCUUGUCCUCUGUCGUCCCCUUCUCCUAGUGCCCUCAAUCUUUCCCAACAUCAGGGUCUUUUCCAAGGAUUCUUCUCUUCUCAUGAGGUGGCCAAAGUAUUGGAGUCUCAGCUUCACGAUCUGUCCUUCCAGGGAGCACUCAGGGCUGAUUUCCUUAAGAAUGGAUAGGUUUGAUCUUCUUGCAGUCCAUGGGACUCUCAAGAGUCUCCUCCAGCACCAUAAUUCAAAAUGUUAUACAUAGUGAUUAGCUUUGAAAUGUUAUGUUUUAUUUUCACACAGGAGCCAGGGUAGUAUAGUUAAUGGUAGUAUAGUUAAAAGUAAAAUGUUAAACUGUUGACUAGUAUUUAGAGCUUUGGAUAAUUGGAAGCAUAGCUGCCAAGUUUUCCCUUUUCUCGCGAGGAAGCCUAUUCAGCAUAAGGGAAAAUCCCUUAAAAAAAGGGAUAACUUGGCAGCUAUGAUUGGAAGUAAUGUAUCGAGUAUAGCUCCAUAGACAGUAACUUGAGGUGGGCUGUCCUUCAAGGUGUAUUGAAACCCUAUCAUAACGUAAGUGGGAAAUGGCAAAACCAAAAUAUGGCUUAUAUUUUAAUAUAGCAAAAUGUAAUAAAAUGAUUUUAAUGCCUGCUAUUUUGCUUCUUACUGAAGAAUUAGAUAGAAUGCUGCCUACUCACGUUCUCUUGUUGAAAGGCACAGACUUGUGUAUGUCUUUUUUGAAAGAUAGUAGAAAGACUAGCAAAUGAAUGGAAUAAGCUGUAGCUGCAGUUCUACUGUUGGGCAGUAGUGUUAAUCUUGAUUAAAAAUACUGGCUUGCAAUAUAUUACCAUGGAAAUUCUGUAGUUUAACUAUGAACAUUAUAUUAAAAAAUCGCUGAAAUCCAUAUCGGACAAGCAGGAUCCGAUUAUGAAUGUCCUAUAAAAUUCAGACAAUGUUUCCUGUGUGUUCACAUCAUACUUACAGUUCACUUCAUUUUUAAAGCUUGUUGUGGGGUAUUCUUGUAAAAUGAGUGUGUAAAAAGAAUGAAGAAAAUGUAUUUAGAGGAAUAAUGUGUAUUAAAUUUAUCUAAGUCUCUUUCUGAUGAGUGCAUUAAUCUCCUUGGACCUCAGUUUAUUCAUAUAGAAAAUGGGACUAUUUCUUAUAGGUCUAUUGUACUGCAUUUUUUUUACCUGCUGGGAUAUACUAUGGAAUGUAUAUAUAGUGGGCACGUGUGUGUUUCAGAUCUAUGGGCCAAUUAAUUACAGUGAAUAUAUGGGAAGUACCUUUAAGAAGUGCUUGCUUUUUUCCUGCCUUAAACAGUAGUGACUAGGUAGGUGUAUGGUGAAGUGUUGGGACCCUUUAUAUAGGCUGUGGGGGUGUUUAUUUGGGGAUGGGGAUGACCGUGUACCUAAGGGAAAGAAGCUCCUUUUGCCUCUGCUGAGACUUAUGCUAUUGCCUAUGAGCUGCUCUCUUCAUACACCGCAGUACAGCACUAGUUUCAGCUUCAGAGCUGUACAUCCCGCCUCAGCCUUCUCCCUCUCAGCCAGUUUUAUAUUUACGCGCCCUUUCAAUCCCCGGUGACGUGUAC
Messenger RNA from Zootoca vivipara (common lizard), 9895 nucleotides. The record is from RefSeq and is a predicted model, not a curated record. Lineage: Eukaryota; Metazoa; Chordata; Lepidosauria; Squamata; Lacertidae.